AUGGCAAGAAUUCUUCUCGAUUAUUCUGGCUCCGAUGUGCGGCUUUUUUUCCGAAUCUUCUUUGUUGUUGCAUUCAUCCUUAUCAAUCUUGUGGGAACCAAAUGUCUGGCAGCACGCGCUAAACUGAGGCUUUUCCAGCGACACACUGUUCCACUACCGUACAUGACUUCUUGGUUGGGCAGCUUCGACUCAUUGUAUGCCUUGCUUGUGGUAAAGACACUGCCAGGAGGAUGGCUGAGCUUGCUGAUGAUCUUUGCCUAUCUCUUGAACCUGGGCUCGGAUUUUACCUCGGCUCUUAUCAAGUCGGUGCUUGUCCACGACCGCUGCCAGUUCGGCACGGGCCUGGUGGUCCAAAGUGCGCUCAUCGAAGGUGUCCCUUGGAAUGGAGCGCCGUACACGGUCGUUUCACAAGCGCAAACCACCAGUUUGCUCAAUGACGGCCUGCAGGGAGUCUACAGAAAGGCAAACCGAGCCGUUGACUUCAGUGCCGAUGCCACUGACUUACUGGGCAACUGGCACUGCGUCAGAAAUUCUCUUGAACUGGAUUAUCCCUGGGAUGUAUCAGUCGACGACAUAGUGGUCAGUCUGCAACAACAUGAUCUUCUUUAUGACACCCCGUACGCUGUCUCCGCCUCGAUCGGCAACAUAUCUCAUUUAGUGAUCGUUGAUACGUCCGUUGGAGAUAAUGUUGGCGCCGUCUUCGAUGUUCGGUUCUCGGUCGAUACCACUGCAUAUGGCAACGAGACGAAACACAUGCAAAGUUACGAAUGCUCUCUGAAUGACACGUACGGAGAGCUUCAGCCGGUUCAAGAAAUGAUACAUUCUCAUGACACUCUCAAGAACUGGGCUGAAGUCUUCCAAGGUGCGGUAUACGAGGGCACAGGCACCCCUGCAUCCAACAACACCGGUGGGAUCCUGGAACAAGUUCUCAACUCAAUGACCAUGGUUGCGGGAGGCGACAACUACCUUCUCGACACCAGUCACUCUUCAGAGACACAGGGAUGCCUUACUCAACGCACGCACAUUUUCUGGGAGCUCAUCAUGCUUGCCGGUCUAACCCUCCUUCUCUUAGCUUUCCUGCUCCUCUUUUGGUUUGGGCUGAGUAUACGGAUAAAGAUACUGAGCGGCGGCACAGAUGCUGCAGACGCGGAAUGGAUUCAAGAGAAUACGCCGAUCGGAAACUUCGAGUGGAUGGCACAGGCUGUGAGAGAGUCUCAACGACCACGGCCUGUUGAAGUCAAGACUGCUCAUCUAAAGAACUGGCAUUUCGGAGGGAGCUCGGAGGGAGGUGGCGGUCUUUGGAUUACCAACAAAGCGACUCGUUCAAAUCUCACCGAGGAAGCAAUCUCUUUACGAUCCUCGAUUCCUUAG
Messenger RNA from Fonsecaea multimorphosa CBS 102226, 1371 nucleotides. RefSeq lists its product as uncharacterized. The transcript has a single exon. Bases 1 to 1371 code for a protein of 456 amino acids. NCBI's taxonomy places the organism in Eukaryota, Fungi, Ascomycota, Eurotiomycetes, Chaetothyriales, Herpotrichiellaceae. The record is from RefSeq and is a predicted model, not a curated record.